Messenger RNA from Elephantulus edwardii (Cape elephant shrew), 1416 nucleotides. It is a transcript of the gene SAMD7, whose product is annotated as sterile alpha motif domain containing 7. Bases 1 to 1416 code for a protein of 471 amino acids. Gene Ontology annotation, molecular function: protein binding. The transcript is spliced from 6 exons. Lineage: Eukaryota; Metazoa; Chordata; Mammalia; Macroscelidea; Macroscelididae. The record is from RefSeq and is a predicted model, not a curated record.
AUGGCUGUGAACCCUUUAUUGACAAUAUCAAGGCAGCAGAAGACCCCAGUGGGUCCCUCACCAUAUGAACUUCGAACAGUUGAAAGGACAGAAAUGGAAAUGUAUGCCGUCUAUCAGCAAAGGAGAAUGGAAAAGUUUAACCGUCAGGGCCUAGCAGGUGUAGGGAUACCAUUCGUCUACGGCUCCUGUAUCCCAGCAGGCACAGACACCUUCCCAGGCAGAAGCGUGCCCCCUGCCCACGACCUGCAUUUCCACAGGAGCUCCCUGAGAAACCUCCAAGGAAACCCCAUGUUAGUGGCCACUGGCUCACACUUUCUAGACAGCUGGGAGCAGAAAUACCGCCGUCUCAGGAGAGGGACAGGGAGUCAGAAAGUUCUACACAGCGAUACUUGUAGUUCCAAAAGCCAAGCAGAAUUUAAGACCUUAGGCCAGACUCAAACAAAUCCCCAUGAAGAGGGCGAGUUUGCCAAAGACGCUGAGACUGAAACAGUCUUGAAUCGGAAGCCAAGUGAAACCAAUGAAAAGCCAGCCCCAGCUCCUGCCCAGAGCUGUGGAGAGCUGGGGUCCCUCCACCCGACACCCUGGGCAGCUCCCAGCAGCUCCCUGGACCCCAAGGCCUGGGACAGUGGGAAGGAGAAGGGUGUAGAGCAGACUUUUACAGCCAGCAGUGAACAAAAGCCAAGUUCUCCAUCCAUUCUGCCAGCAUGUGAACUGGCUUCGUCUGAGAAGCAUCUGUCUCUCGAUGAAGAUAUUAAUAAAUGGACUGUGGAAGAUGUGCACACUUUCAUUAGUGGUCUUCCGGGCUGCGCGGGCUACGCUCAGGUAUUUAAGGAUCAUGCAAUUGAUGGGGAAACGUUGCCACUGCUCACAGAGGAUCACCUUCGAGACACUAUGGGCAUAAAGUUAGGGCCGGCAUUAAAAAUCCAGUCUCAGGUAUCUCAGCGUAUGGGAAGUAUGUUCUACAAGAAAAGUCUUUCAUUUCCUAUCCAUACAUAUUCUACAAAGCAAGCAUUUGACCAACCAGAAGAUACAUCCUCUCCUUUGAAUUUUAACUCCUGGAGUGAAACACCAAGUGUUCCUUGUUCCCAGGAUAUAAUUCCUAAAGGAAUCGAGCCAGAAAGCCACGGCCGGGAGGGUCGCGGGAGGCGGAGGACUGACCCCCGCUUUGUGCGUCAGUGGACAGAGGCCGGAGGAGGGGCCGUGACGUGGGGGCGGCAUCUGCGCGUGGUCAGCUGGCCCGGGGGCCCGGGCGUGGGCCGGCCGAGCCACACCUGUGCACCCUCGGGGCCCCCCAGUAUUCCUGCCCGCACACCCCACUUGAAGGCCGCACGGUGUAAACAAACAGGACCGCGUUGGUGCUGGGACGAGCUGGUGGCGCCCAGAAGCCUUGCACAUGACACUGUGUCAGCCUCAUAA